Haemonchus placei is the source of this 771-nucleotide messenger RNA. Lineage: Eukaryota; Metazoa; Nematoda; Chromadorea; Rhabditida; Trichostrongylidae. The record is from the annotation of a GenBank genome assembly.
AUGGCCUAUAUUUCAUUCUUUCAGAUAAACAGUGUAGAUUAUUCCUCUGAUGGUUUGACCAUGAUAACGUCUAGCGACGAUGAUUCAAUUUUCAUAUACAGUAUGCAAACAGGAACAAGAACCCGAAAUGUAAAUAGUAAGAAAUACGGUGUUGAUCUCAUCAAAUUCUCCCACAAUACCAGUAAUGCAAUUCAUUGCUCGACAAAGGUUGAUGAUACAAUCCGCUACCUAUCUCUUCAUGACAACAAGUAUAUAAGAUAUUUUCCCGUUUUGAAGAUGUUUCUGACAAUACCUAAUUUUCUUAUGAAUCCUAUUGAUGAUACAUUUCUGUCCGGCUCUUUGGACAAAACAAUCAGGCUGUGGGACUUGAGAUCCCAAAAUUGUCAAGGGCUAAUGCAAGUGAACGGGAAAGCAAUUGCCGCGUUCGAUCCUGAAGGGCUGAUAUUUGCCGCGGGUAUAAACAAUGAGCAAGUGAAACUGUAUGACCUGCGCUCGUUCGAUAAGGGCCCGUUUACGACAUUCAAACUCGAAGCUGAGCGCUCGUGUGAGUGGACUGGCAUGACUUUCUCUCCGUGCGGAAAGUACAUUAUGAUUAAUACAAAUGGAGCCCUUAUAAGGUAUUUGCUAACUUCGUUUCAAGAGGCGUUGGAAGCAUCAUUCUCACCUGAUUCACAAUUUGUUUUUUGUGGUUCUUCAGAUCGUUGUAUUCAUGCUUGGUGCACAGAGACAGGUGCGCUCGUUGUUGUCGCUGAAACUUCUUAUUUAUCAUAG